AUGGCUGGGCACGACAUAAACUACCUCGCCGUCUCGGGGAUUCUCUCCCUUCUAGGCGGCCCAGCUGUCCAGCCUCCACAACCACCAGGUAACAUCCUCGCUGACUUUGCCGGAGGCGGCCUGGUCGCUUUUACUGGCAUUCUCCUCGCGCUACUGCGCAGGGGUGUUAGUGGAACAGGGCAAGUGGUCGAGGCGAACAUGGUGGACGGCGUGAGUUUUCUCGGCACGUUUGCGAGGUUGGCCAUGAAAACGCGGAUGUGGGAUGAUGAAAGAGGAAGGAAUCUGUUGGAUGGCGGUGCGCCGUUCUAUCGGUGUUAUGAGACGAAGGAUGAGGGGCGAUUUGUGGCGGUGGGCGCGUUGGAGCCGCAGUUCUUUGAGCAGCUGCUGCAGGGGAUGGGGCUGACGGAGAGGGAAGUACUGCCUCUGGAUGGGCUUGAGCGAGGACGGAACGAUAAGCGGAAUUGGCCGUUCAUGAAAGAUGUGUUGGAGAAGAGAUUCAAGCAGAAGACAAGACGCGAAUGGGAAGAGAUCUUCGAUGGGAAGGAUGCAUGCGUCACGCCUGUGUUGGAGAUGAAGGAAUUGGAGGAGCAGGGGUACGAGCAGAGAGCCAUGGUCGGGCUGAGCGAAUCCCCUGGGCGGGAGCCGAAGCAUCAGUGGGUGCCAGAGCCGCUGAGGCCGGGUGCAGGUGGAGAGGAGAUGCUGGGGCAGUGGGUCGGGUGGAAAAGAGGGAGGGAUUAUGCGGUCGAUGGCGGUGCAUUGGUGAAGCUAGAGAGGAGCAGAUUAUAA
Endocarpon pusillum Z07020 is the source of this 786-nucleotide messenger RNA. RefSeq lists its product as uncharacterized. Bases 1 to 786 code for a protein of 261 amino acids. Gene Ontology annotation, molecular function: catalytic activity. Lineage: Eukaryota; Fungi; Ascomycota; Eurotiomycetes; Verrucariales; Verrucariaceae. The record is from RefSeq and is a predicted model, not a curated record. The transcript has a single exon.